AUGGCUCGUAAACCUAAACGCAAAAGUAAAAUAAAAAAGAAGGCCAAGCCGCCGCCUGUGACAGAAGAUGAAAUGAAAAAGCAGGUUUCAAACCGACGAGACCAGAUGCCAGAAGGUCAAAAGCGGAAAUCUUUCUCAUUUGAAUGGGCGUCAGUCCCGAUCCCCAAGACUAUGGAAACAGAAAUGGGGCGGAGGGUGGUCAAGAGAGGCAAAUACAACGCUAUAUCUGAUUCUGAUAAGGAAGACAUUUCUGAAUACAUUGCCACAUCCAAAUCUGCCAUGACACUUUCCCAAGCUAUCUCGCUACGAGCUGCAGUUCUACAGGAAAAGACGAUGAAUCGUCACCAUGCUGUAUUGGGUAGAAAUGCAAAAGAGAUCACCGAUCGAUACCAACGUGGUCAAGGUAUCCUUUCCUUGUCCAAGAAAUAUGACUCUCCUCCCGUCAACCUUUUCAGAGUCAUUCUUUCGGGAAGAGGAUUCCAAAAGAGCCAAAUCAAACAGUGUUUCAAGAAUCCUGAACAUCAUUUGAAUGAGAGAGAUUGUCAAGAAUUUCAAAAGGCCUGCAGAGAAGAUGUCGUCUCGAGUCCCAAUUGCGACAAAGCACACGAGCAAGCCGAACGGUUUGAAACCAUUACAGAACAGUUUCUCAAGGAUUUGGGAGUGGCCUUUUUAACCCAAACUGAUCUUAUAAAAGAGCAAAAACCAAGAUAUGGCAAAAUUGUGGCUUCACCAGAUUUCCUUCUGCUCGACGAUGUAAUGGUAAAUGGACAGUACGUUCGUUGGAUCGAUUGUAAGGCGUUUUAUGGCGCCAAUGUCAAUUGCCGCAAGAAGGGAGUGCAGAAGCAAACUGCACGGUAUCAAGAAUAUUGGGGUAGUGGGGCAAUUAUCUUCUUGGAGGGUUUUAGUGAAGGGUUGUUGGGCAUUGCGGACUGUACUUGUCUCUCGGCCCGACAAUUUAUGGAGACACGCUACUUUGAGCCGUUGUCUGAGCAAUACGCCAUUGAGGCGACGACAGUGCAAGGCGACCAAGGCUGA
Messenger RNA from Cylindrotheca closterium, 1035 nucleotides. The record is from the annotation of a GenBank genome assembly. NCBI's taxonomy places the organism in Eukaryota, Bacillariophyta, Bacillariophyceae, Bacillariales, Bacillariaceae.